AUGGCCUGGAUCGACCGGUUCCUGAAGAUGGGCGCUCCGAUGUCCGCCAACGCGUGUCAGGCGACCAUGAAGAAGAAUUGCCCGCAACCGGAGCUGUUCCGUAAACAGUUGCGGCUGACCUGGUCCGCGGUGAGGAAUGGGCAUCUGCAGUUUCUGCAACGGGGGGCUCUCCAUGCGGAAGCGAUCGACCAUGCUCCAAAUCACACGGAACGAGCAGCACAUAUUGGGCGUCAGCAUGGCAGAGGACAUCUGGUUUUCUCAAAGGGUGACCAGCUUCCCUGGCGCAACGAUUCCCAACCGGACGAUCGCGGCGGAGUUUUCAGUGGGCGCGACAUAUCACCCACGGCCAUUUGGGAUGCACCAGCCUAGAUUUGCUAUGCAGUUUCAGAAAUACAGCAGAGCGCAGCUGAACUUGCUAUUACAGUGGUGUAAGCACGUUUCCUGCUGCGUUUUACUUGACGCUAUCCCUCAACUAAAAUUGUCCUUUCUUCUUCGCCCAUCCCCCAAUAUAGGCCCGGUAAGCUCUUGAUCCUUUUCGCCGGCCCAUCUUUCCCACUAUGUUUCCUUAUUCUUCUCCUGCGUGGUCAAAC
Messenger RNA from Fimicolochytrium jonesii, 590 nucleotides. RefSeq lists its product as uncharacterized. Lineage: Eukaryota; Fungi; Chytridiomycota; Chytridiomycetes; Spizellomycetales; Powellomycetaceae. The record is from RefSeq and is a predicted model, not a curated record. The coding region runs from base 137 to 529 and encodes 130 amino acids. The transcript has a single exon.